Bombus huntii is the source of this 646-nucleotide messenger RNA. RefSeq names its product DNA-directed RNA polymerase III subunit RPC10 (gene Polr3K). NCBI's taxonomy places the organism in Eukaryota, Metazoa, Arthropoda, Insecta, Hymenoptera, Apidae. Gene Ontology annotation, cellular component: RNA polymerase III complex. Bases 206 to 532 code for a protein of 108 amino acids. Gene Ontology annotation, biological process: DNA-templated transcription; termination of RNA polymerase III transcription. The transcript has 3 exons. Gene Ontology annotation, molecular function: nucleic acid binding; DNA-directed RNA polymerase activity; zinc ion binding. The record is from RefSeq and is a predicted model, not a curated record.
GUUUGAUUAUCAUGUGGGUGGCUACCCUUAGCGGGAUACCAUCUUCGUGUUUGUUAGGUUAUAUCCUUUGUGAAUCUAUACAGAGUGUGUUUGGUAAUGGCGUAAGUAUGAUUUAGUCCGGAGAAGAGCCUAUAAAGAACAAUAAAUAAUCAACGAAAAAUAUAGUUUGCUCUUCUAAUGAUUCAACUGGAUCUGUAUUUGCACGAUGUUAAUGUUUUGCCCAACGUGUGGCAAUGUGCUCCGAGUAGAAGAAGCUGUGGCAGGAUUGCGUUUCGCGUGUAACACGUGUCCAUACAUAUUCAAUAUCGUGAGAAGAGUAAGCAGUCGUACGUAUCCAAAAUUAAAGGAGGUUGAUGAUGUAUUAGGUGGAAGCGCAGCUUGGGAAAACGUCGACUCUACUGAAGAAAGAUGUCCAAAGUGCUCUAAUCCUAGAGCAUAUUUCAUGCAAAUUCAAACCAGAUCUGCCGACGAGCCUAUGACAACAUUUUACAAAUGUUGUAAUCCUCAAUGUGGUCACAACUGGCGCGAGUAAAGUGCUAUUUCUUACUAGGCGGAAAGAGAAUGAUUUCGUAUGCAAAAGAAAUGGGUCCAAUGAGUACUUUAGUAAAUUCAGCUCAUAAAGAAGUGGAAGCACUAAAAUGGCAUG